Onychostruthus taczanowskii (white-rumped snowfinch) is the source of this 3473-nucleotide messenger RNA. It is a transcript of the gene KCNE1, whose product is annotated as potassium voltage-gated channel subfamily E regulatory subunit 1. Gene Ontology annotation, cellular component: membrane. The transcript has 3 exons. Gene Ontology annotation, molecular function: transmembrane transporter binding; potassium channel regulator activity; delayed rectifier potassium channel activity. Gene Ontology annotation, biological process: regulation of heart rate by cardiac conduction; negative regulation of delayed rectifier potassium channel activity; potassium ion export across plasma membrane. The record is from RefSeq and is a predicted model, not a curated record. Bases 839 to 1219 code for a protein of 126 amino acids. Lineage: Eukaryota; Metazoa; Chordata; Aves; Passeriformes; Passeridae.
UGCCAGAGCUCCAGGAGCCUUUGGCCAGCGCUGCCAGGGAUGCCCAGGCUGGGAUUUUGGGCUCUGGGCAGGGCAGGGUGGCACUGGGGGAUCCCUGUGGGUUUAUUCCCACCCAGGAAUUCCAUGGUUCCCUCUCUCCUGUGCUGCUCUGGCUGCACAACUCCCAUGCCAGGAGCUGCGGUGCCCCCUCAGCACCUCCCACCUGGGCACCUGCAGCGGGCACGGCUCUGCUGCCCUCCCUCCCUCCCUUCCUCCUUCCCUCCCUCCUCCUCCUCCUCCCAGCCCGGCUUUUCCCCGCUCGCCUCUGCCAGGACGGGACAGUGACAGCCGGGCUGGUGGCCCUGCAGCAGCCGGAGCCAGCUCAGCCCCACACCCAUCCCCAGGGCUGGCAUCUCCAUCUCCACGAGGGGCUGGAGCCCCGCAGGUGUGUCCGGGCAGCCCGGGAUGGGAGCGGGGCUGCUGGAAAAAUGGGAAUGUCCAGGAGCCCGGGAGCUCAGCAGAGCUGAACCGAUGGAGGAGCAGAGCUGCCGGGGUUUGUUCGUCGUUCCAGCCGUGCCGGUGUUUGCUCCCCGGGGCUGGGAGCAGCCCCCAGGCUGCUGCAGCCCGGGAUUCGCCGGGAUGGGCCUGGAGCUUGUACCAGUUGUCCUUGGUCAAGCUGGAAAAGGAUUGCUCUGUCUCUCUGCCCUAUGAAGAGAACUUGCUAACACCCAAUAUGAAGCUCAGAGCUACACACUAAAGCAGCACAGAAUCUGAAAAAUAGAAAAGCUGAAACUCAAGGCAUCACACCCAGGCUCCCAGAGCCAAAGGAAGGAAGAAGCACCAAGGACAGAAAAUCCAGAUGUUGGUGCUGUCGAACACAACGGCCCUGAACCUGCUCCUCUCCAAACUGCUCCAGGAGUGCCCGGAACAGACCAACAGCUCAGCUCCUUCCCAGGAGAGCAGCGCCAGCGACAGCCUGGCCAUCAUCUACGUGCUGCUCAUGCUGGGGCUCUUUGGGUUCUUCACCGUGGGGGUGAUGGUGACCAACCUGCGGGCGCGGCGCCUCGAGGGGCCCCGCGACCCCUACAACACCUACAUCGCCACGGACGCCUGGCACAAGAAGGACAGGGAGUACCUCCAGGCCAAGCUCAUCGAGAGUUACAAGCUCUGCUGUGUCCUGGAGAACCAGCUGGCCGUGGAGCAGCCGGGCAUGAAGAUCCCUGAGGAGAAAUCUUCCUAGGGAGAAGCGGGGGAGGAUGGUGCGCGGCACGGGGACGGUGUGAGCGGUGCCUGCUGUGGGCCGGGGGAGCUGCUGGCUCUUCUGCAGAGCCACAGGGCCUGGCCAGGCUGGAGGAGCAGUGCUGGUGAAGCUGAUGGAUCUGGGAGAUGCCAGUGCUGCCCCAGUGCCCAGCACCGGCGUCGUGUGGGAAUCGCCGUGAGGGAACGUCGGGAUUCACGCGGAACGCCGCGGACUCAUCAGCUUCACCUCCUGACCCAAGCCUCAGGCUGGGGGGGAUUUUGGGGAUAAAUCUGCCCUGGCAGAGUGGGCAGGCCCUGGCACAGGGUGCCCAGGGCAGCUGUGGCUGCCCCUGGAUCCCUGGCAGUGCCCAAGGUUGGGCAUUGGGGCUGGAGCAGCCUGGGACAGUGGGAGGUGUCCCUGCCCAGGGAAUGGGAUGAGUUUGAUCUCCCUUCCAACCCAACCGGUUCUGGGAUUCUCUGGCUCUCUACAAAGGCAAAUCUUAGUGUUGCUGGUGUGAAAUUAGAGCCUAAUUAGGACUCAUUAGAACCAAAUACAGGGCAGAGGUGUUAAUUGCCAAGCAUGGCUUAGACAAUCGUAUUCCAGAAUGACCAAAUUCUCCCAGGAAAUAGAAGCUGAAAGAUUUUAUUUGAAUUUUUGUCCAGCUUAGAAUAAUGAUUUUAUAAAUAGUGCAGUGUUGUGCUAACCUGUUUCCUUCAGAAUCAUGCACCUCUUAGUGAUAAAAUAUUAGGAAAAGAUUCCCAAUUUUUUGUCUGAAAAAUAUUUCCGUGGGAGAAUGCAGACUUUGAAGGGAAACUUUAGUGACUGGGAUAGGUGUGGCACUUGGGGACAUGGUUAGUGCUGGGUUAGGGGCUGGACUCAAAGAUCUUGGAGGGCUUUUCCAACAUCAAUUCUGAUUCCUAGCAGGUCUCCCUGGGGGCCAGUCAAUUGAAUUUCCUUCCCAUGGAUGGGGUUUGAUCCUGGCAACAAAAUCCAUGUGCAAAGACUGGGUGUGUGCCAUGGAUGUGGGGAACAUUCCCCAAUUUCAAUCCCAAUUAAUUAUUGCACGAGCCCCGAGUACCAGCCCCUGGCUGGGAAGGGAAUUUCCACUGUGGGAAGAGCAAUUCCAUCAUUUCUGCUGUAGAAUCACCCAGAGGUGCUGUCUGUGCUUAGCUCAGAUUCCGUGAGCAGCUCCCAGGCGUCCAUCCAAGGAUCCAACACAAAAUCCAGGAAGGUUUUCCUGCCCUUCCCUCCUUUUCCCUCCUCCACCUGCCUGUGAAAGGAGAAAUCCAUCUCCCCUGGACAUUGUGUUCCCUAAAAGAACAGCUUUGCCAGCUUGGAGCUGGUUUGGGGAGAAGGAAGCAACACUCUGGGCAGGAGUGGGGAUUUUAUUUCUGCCCUGCAGACACAAAUCCCAUUUUUAGCUGCUGGAGAGGGAAGAGACUGGGGGAGGCUGGGGAGAGGAGCAGAGCAGCUGCUUCCAAGGCAAGGUGAGGGCAGAGAGCUUGGAGAGGGAAGCAAUCCCAGCAGAGCCCUUUUCCAGGCACUUCUUUAGCACUGCACUUCCAUCUGAGCAAUAUUCCAGCCGUGUCUGUGUUCCCAGAGCACUCAGGACACUCAAAACACAGGGCUGUUUUUUUAAGAUUAUAUUUAUACAGUGCCUUCCAUUAAGCUGAGGACAAGAUCCAUAUUUUUGGUGUCUGGAGCAGCUUGGGAAAUCUCCAGCAACUUAAUUAUCCCAGUCACUUUUUCCUCUGGGGGAAUGAAAACCCAAGCCCAGCUCUGAAAAAAUGUUGAUUUCUCAGCUUGGGCGCUGCUCUUUUGGGAUCUCACUGUUUAGGACUUGCCCUGGGAGAGGAUUUGCAGAAACAGGCCCCUGGACUUGGCUUAAACUUGCACCAAAAAUUGCUUUUAAUGACAUUAAACUCUUUAAUUUAACAGUUAAAACAUUUAAUGGCAUUAAACCCUGGGAGUGAAGCUCAUCCCCAGGGCUCCCUCCUCAGCUCUCUCUCCACCUCAGGUAUUUUCAGGGAUUUUGGGUCAUUUUAUUUUCAUAGCUCCAUGGGGGUUAUUUGUGAGGAGGGUGAUGCUCAGCAUUAAUUGCACCCCUUUUUUUUUUCCUUUUAGCAGCUCUGCCUUUUUUUUUAACUGAAAUUUAAAAAAAGUGAGGAGCUUUGCUGUGCCACCCUCACCCCUGGGUGAGUGCCUGUGGUGGCUUCCCACCUUUCAGUCUUGGAGUUCUCUUCCACCCCCCUGG